AAUUAAAAAGGGCACGCACUUUAAAAAAUCGCAAAACCAGGACUUCUGGGCAAAUAAUAUGUAACGAAGGAACCAAUAAGCAAUCAUAUUAGUCGCGUGGCGCAGCCGCAAGGUAGAAAAGCAGUAAAACACAGCAGCAGCAGAAAGCUCAAAAGGCUCCGAAUUCCUUAUAUUUCGCUUUCUCAGAAAUCCAAUCGAUGGCGCUUGAUUCUAUGUCGAGUGACGGGCUCGUAGUUGAUAACACUCUCCAGGCUAUCUGCUACAAACGUGGCUCCCUUAAGCUGCUUGACCAGAGAAAACUUCCUCUGGAAACCGGGUUCUUAGAUAUUCAAGAUUCAACAGACGGAUGGAACGCAAUCCGGGAUAUGGUGGUUCGAGGGGCGCCCGCUAUUGCCAUAGCUGCAGCCCUUUCCCUGGCGGUAGAAGUUGCCAACUUAAAGGACUUUAAUGGGACAUCUGGGGAUGCUGCUUCUUUCCUUGAAAUGAAAUUGGAAUAUCUUGUCUCAAGCCGACCAACAGCAGUGAAUCUUUCAGAUGCCGCUACAAAACUUAAAGAAAUUAUAUCAAAGGCUGCUUCUACUGCUACAGAGCCUGGGAGUGUUUUCCGGGCUUAUAUAGAAGCUUCUGAAAUUAUGCUUGAUGAUGAUGUUGCUUCAAACAAAGCAAUUGGGUCUCAUGGAGCAAGUUUUCUGCAGCAGCAACAGAAACAGAAAAUUUCAAAGAGAUUUUCUGUUUUGACCCACUGCAACACUGGAAGUCUUGCCACAGCUGGAUAUGGUACUGCCCUUGGUGUAAUCCGUGCCCUUCAUGCUGAAGGAGUGUUGGAAAGGGCAUAUUGUACAGAAACACGACCCUUCAAUCAGGGAUCCAGACUCACGGCUUUCGAGCUGGUGCAUGAUAAAAUACCUGCUACUCUAAUAGCAGAUUCUGCUGCGGCUGCUUUAAUGAAAGAAGGUCGUGUCAGUGCUGUUAUUGUUGGAGCAGAUCGAGUGGCAGCAAAUGUGAUUGCAGGUGAUACUGCUAACAAGAUUGGAACCUAUAGCCUUGCCUUAUGUGCAAUGUAUCAUCAUAUUCCUUUUUAUGUUGCUGCACCGCUUACUUCCGUUGAUUUAUCUCUUUCUUCUGGACAAGAAAUUAUUAUCGAGGAAAGAUCUGCAAAGGAGUUAUUGCACUCACGGGGAGGACUGGGAGAGCAAGUAGCUGCAUCUGGGAUCUCUGUCUGGAACCCAGCUUUUGAUGUUACCCCUGCCAAUCUAAUAGCCGGUAUCAUAACAGAAAAGGGUGUCAUUACAAAGAAUGACAUUAAGGAUGCUUUUGACAUCAAGGAUUUCAUAGAGAAGGCAGCGGGGAAAUCUACUUUCUGAAUUUGGCAUCUCUAGCUGUAAGACAUUACAAACUCAAAGUCGAGGUUAUUGAUAUGUAAGCUGGAAUAUGAGCUGAUCGUGCCUUGUGUUGUAAGACUUGUCGGAAUUUUUUGUUCAUUGAUGCCAAAUUGUUGUACUACUGGCUUUUCCGAGGUUGUAAAUGCACAAUAACAUCAAUAAAUAAAUUACUAAUGUGCAGGUGGUUAGGCUCUCUUUGGUGUCAAACUCAACGCAUGAGCCGGAUUUCUUGCAUUUUGGUUAAUGAUUAUUAAUGAAA
Molecule: messenger RNA, 1641 nt
Organism: Durio zibethinus
Lineage: Eukaryota; Viridiplantae; Streptophyta; Magnoliopsida; Malvales; Malvaceae
Product: methylthioribose-1-phosphate isomerase-like
Molecular function (GO): S-methyl-5-thioribose-1-phosphate isomerase activity
Source: RefSeq, a predicted model, not a curated record